Molecule: messenger RNA, 3473 nt
Organism: Colossoma macropomum (tambaqui)
Lineage: Eukaryota; Metazoa; Chordata; Actinopteri; Characiformes; Serrasalmidae
Gene: slc4a5b
Product: solute carrier family 4 member 5b
Exons: 26
Coding region: 1-3306 (1101 amino acids)
Biological process (GO): bicarbonate transport; monoatomic anion transport; transmembrane transport
Cellular component (GO): plasma membrane
Molecular function (GO): sodium:bicarbonate symporter activity; solute:inorganic anion antiporter activity; monoatomic anion transmembrane transporter activity
Source: RefSeq, a predicted model, not a curated record
AUGGACCAUGACCAUCACAGCAGCAGAAGAAGUGGUCACAGCAGACACUAUGAAGAUGAAGAUGAGAACCAGUCUAUUUACAUUGGCGUUCCAGUGCCAAGGGGCUACAGACGGAAGCGGCGACGUCGCAGGCACACAUCCCGACACGAUCACAACCGUAGUGAGAGACACUAUGAUCGCCAUGGACACCAUGCGCAAGAGGAACAGUAUGAUCCAGAUGAUGGUGGACAUGACUCAAACGAGCAACUUUCAGACAUCAACUCCACCAUGUCUCCUGCUGCAGAGAGACUGCGCUCCAUCCUUGGUGAGGAUGAUGACCCCACACCUACACUCUUCACUGAGAUGGACACACUGCAGCAUGAAGGUGGAGAACUGGAGUGGAAGGAAUCUGCCAGGUGGGUGAAGUUUGAGGAGAAAGUGGAAGAGGGUGGGGAGAGGUGGAGCAAGCCCCAUGUGUCUACUCUGUCACUGCACAGUCUAUUUGAGUUGCGUACCUGUUUGCAGACUGGCACUAUCCUGCUGGACCUGGAGGGCUACUCUCUGCCUCAGAUAGUCGAUGACAUAGUGGAGAAGCAGGUGCAGGAUGGUCUAAUAGCUCCAGAGCUCAAAGAGAAAAUCAGUUUCGUCUUGCUGAGGAAGCAUCGACACCAGACCAAGAAACCCAUCCAUCGUUCACUGGCUGACAUUGGGAAGCCCAGCCCUUCAAAUAAAGACCGCAGUCCGAGCCGCAGCCCGAGCUGCAGCCCGAGCUGUGCAUCUGGCUUUCAUCGCUCCACUGAGGACCUGCGAGCUCGCCAGAGUGGAAGCCUGGGAAAACUGCAUCCUUCCCAGUGUCGUAGUAUGAAUGACAUCUCAGUCACUCCAAGCUCUGACCAGCUCAAGAACAAGUUCAUGAAGAAAAUCCCCAGAGAUGCGGAGGCAUCCAAUGUCCUGAUUGGAGAGGUGGACUUUGUGGACAAGCCGUUCGUGGCCUUUGUUCGUCUUGCUCAAGCUACCACAUUAGGCGGUCUGACUGAGGUCCCUGUGCCAACCAGGUUUCUCUUUGUGUUGCUGGGUCCUCAUGGCAAGGCCAAGUCCUACAAUGAGAUCGGCCGGGCCAUGGCCACUCUCAUGGUGGAUGAUCUCUUCAGCGAUGUGGCCUAUAAGGCCAGGGAUCGUGAAGACUUGAUUGCAGGAAUUGAUGAGUUUCUGGAUGAGGUGAUAGUGCUCCCACCAGGAGAGUGGGACCCAAAGAUCCGUAUUGAACCACCAAAGAAACUUCCUUCAGCAGAGAUGAGGAAGUCUGUUUUUUCACUAAAUGAGCUGGGCCAGGCGAAUGGAACUGCAGCAGGAGGAGGAGCAGCUGCUGAUGAUGAAGAGAUACCUGCCCCUCAUGAGUUGGGAGAGGAAUUGACCUUUACUGGGAGAUUUUGUGGAGGCCUUUACCUUGACAUCAAACGAAAAAUACCUUGGCUGCCAAGUGACUUCUAUGAUGGCUUUCACAUUCAGUCGAUCUCGGCUGUGCUUUUUAUCUAUCUGGGUUGCAUCACUAAUGCCAUCACCUUUGGAGGACUUCUAGGAGAUGCCACUGACAACUACCAAGGUGUGAUGGAGAGCUUUCUUGGCACAGCUUUGGCAGGGACAGUCUUCUGCCUGUUUGGUGGUCAACCCCUCAUCAUCCUAAGCUCCACAGGACCUAUAUUAGUCUUUGAAAAGCUGCUCUAUGAGUUUUGCAAGACAAAUAGCAUCGACUACUUGGAGCUGCGACUGUGGAUUGGUCUGCACUCGUGCCUCCAGUGUCUGUUGCUGGUGGCCUCAGAUGCCAGCUACAUCAUCAAAUACAUGACACGCUUCACCGAGGAGGGCUUCUCCAGCCUUAUCUCUUUCAUUUUCAUCUCUGAUGCAAUCAAGAAGAUGGUGGGAGCCUUCCAGUACUACCCCAUUAACAUGAACUUCAAGCCUGACUACAUCACAGCCUACAAGUGUGAAUGCUUGGCACCUGACCAGGUGGCUUCAAUGGUUGUUAAUUCUUCAGCUGCACUUGGCCAAGACAACGUCACUGACUACUCUUUGUACAACUUCACAGGUCUGGACUGGAGCCAGCUGAGUAAGAAGGAGUGUUUAAAGUAUGGCGGUUCUCUAGUGGGCAAAUCCUGCAAGUACGUCCCUGACCUGGCCCUCAUGUCCUUCAUCCUGUUCUUUGGCACCUAUUCCAUGACCAUCUCUCUCAAGAAAUUCAAGGCCAGCCGCUACUUUCCCACUAAGUGCCGUACCCUGCUUGCGGAUUUUGCCAUUAUCAUAUCCAUUCUGGUCUUCUGUGCCCUGGAUUACCUGAUGUCCUUGGAUACUCCCAAACUGCAUGUCCCCACUGAGAUCAAGCCAACUCGGAUAGAUCGUGGUUGGAUAGUCAUGCCCAUUGGGAAGAACCCCUGGUGGAUGUACUUGGCCAGCUUUGUGCCUGCUCUUCUAGUUACCAUCCUUAUAUUCAUGGAUCAACAGAUCAGUGCUGUCAUUGUCAACCGCAAGGAGAACAAACUCAAGAAAGGGUGUGGUUAUCAUUUGGACCUCUUCUGGGUGGGCAUCCUUAUGGCUGUCUGCUCUUUCCUGGGCCUGCCCUGGUACGUAGCAGCCACCGUAAUAUCCAUUGCUCACAUUGAUUCCCUUAAGAUGGAGAGUGAGACCAGUGCUCCAGGGGAGCAGCCACAGUUCCUUGGAGUACGGGAGCAGAGAUUGACAGGUAUCUUGGUUUUUGUAAUAACUGGACUCUCCAUUUUCCUGGCUCCUAUACUGCAGUACAUUCCCAUGCCUGUGCUCUAUGGUGUGUUCCUGUAUAUGGGAGUAGCCUCUCUCAAUGGCAUUCAGUUUUGGGAAAGGAUCAAGCUUUACCUGAUGCCUGCCAAGCACCAGCCAGACUUCGUUUUCCUCCGACACGUACCUUUGCGCCGUGUACAUCUCUUCACCUUGGUGCAGAUUACCUGCCUGGCUGUGCUCUGGAUCCUCAAGUCUACUGUGGCAGCCAUUAUAUUCCCUGUCAUGAUUCUGGGACUGAUGGUGGUGAGGAAGAUGCUUGACCUGGUCUUCUCCCAGCAUGACCUGGCCUGGCUGGAUGACAUCCUCCCCGACAAAGACAAAAAGAAAAAGGAGGAUGAGAAGAAGAAGAAAGAAAAAAAGAAGGCCAAGAGCAUAGAUCACGACAGUGAUGAAGAGACAAACUGUCCCAGUGAAUCUCCCUCCUCAGUGAAAAUUCCCAUGGAGCCAAUGGACCCAUCAGUGCAUCCCUCAUCCUCCCAUGACCCCCCUAACAAAGACCCUACAACCUCUAAUUAAUAAUCACCUUUAUUCCAACUGCACCCCCACUGUGUCAGACUUGGACCACAGCAUCAGUCUGCACCAAGAUCUCCUGUACUCCUUCCCCAGCUCAACCUUCAACCCAUCAAGCCGCCCUUCUUGUCCCUCAUGUCAGCAUUCAGACGGAGCCCAAAUACGAAGAGAGG